Molecule: messenger RNA, 1328 nt
Organism: Amphiprion ocellaris (clown anemonefish)
Lineage: Eukaryota; Metazoa; Chordata; Actinopteri; Pomacentridae
Product: troponin I, slow skeletal muscle-like
Exons: 6
Coding region: 1-693 (230 amino acids)
Biological process (GO): muscle contraction
Cellular component (GO): troponin complex
Source: RefSeq, a predicted model, not a curated record
AUGUCUGAAGGUUACAACCUAACACCUUGCUGUGUUUAUGCUACACUGCUUCUGUCAGAAAAUGUAACAUCACAUACACAUAGAAGUAUAAAGAAUUUUACUAACACAACAAAUUGCUGCAUAUUCCAGAAAUCUGAAGAAAAUGUGCACUGUCCUCUUUUCCAGAAACCAAAGCCAAAAAUCUCGGCAUCUCGAAGACUGUUCUUGAAGACCAAACUGCUGAAGAAGGCCAUGACUCUGCUGGAGAGUGAAAAGCAAGUCAGAAAAGAUGAACGAGAGAGAAUCCUUUCUGAGAGAGUGCCAUCCCUCCAACUGUCUGGGCUGUCUUUGCAGGAUCUACAGAACCUUUGCAAAGAACUACACCAAAAAAUUGAUGUAGUUGAUGAAGAGCGGUACGAUAUUGCAUCUAAAGUGUCAAAAAAUGACAUGGAGAUACAGGACCUGUCUCAGAAGAUCUAUGAGCUCAAAGGCAAGAUGAAGAGACCAAACCUGAAGAGGGUGCGGGUGUCGGCUGACGCCAUGCUGGGAGCUCUGCUGGGUGCUAAGGUCAAAGAGUCUGUGGACUUCAAGGCCAACCUGAAGACAGUGAAGAAAGAGGAGGAGAAGAAAGAGGAAGUGACUGACUGGCGUAAGAACGUGGAAUCCAUGUCUGGUAUGGAGGGCAGGAAGAAGCUGUUUGAUGCUGGGCAGUAGAUCUGAAGUGAAUAUCUCUGUGAAGAUGCUUGCUGCUCUUAAACAGCUGGAACCAGUGAAAUUUGUAACGACAGGGAAAGUGAAGACCAGUCAAAGUGCAGAUUCUGGCACAGUUCAUGUUUCAAGUGUUUGUUUGACUGUUAAUAGUAAACAAAGUGUCUUUAGGUUAAUUCUAUGAAUACAUAUUGCAUUUGCAUUAUGUAUGCCAUGAAAAUAUAUGCAUUUAAUCUAAUAGUGCACUACUUUGUAGUUUUUAGCAUCCUAUAUAUGCAUGAGUACAGCACACCAUCCAUUAUCUAUGUCCUCUCAAUAAUGUUGCCUUGCCUCUUUCAUAUUCACAAAAUCUCCAGUUUUCACAGGAAAUGCAUGUGGACAAAUGACAAAGAAUUUUUCCUUGUCCCAUUAUUAUUUUGCCCAUAUUGCCUUGAAAAGCUUAAGCUUCUUCAUUAUACUGGAGUGAUAAAGAGAAUGAAUACACAUUCCAGGGGCAGCUAAUGUUGAGCUCAACUGUGCAUGGAAACACAUCAAGGUGAGCAUCCUUGAAAAUGAAUGUGUUAUUAAACUUAGACAUUAUGAGCAGAGCGGUGUUAAAAUUUGCAUAUCAAAUAAUAAAAUGUAUUUGACAUUGCACAGAA